This is a messenger RNA of Anoplophora glabripennis (Asian longhorned beetle), 1586 nucleotides long. Its product is annotated as forkhead box protein L2-like. The record is from RefSeq and is a predicted model, not a curated record. Gene Ontology annotation, biological process: cell differentiation; anatomical structure morphogenesis; regulation of transcription by RNA polymerase II. Gene Ontology annotation, molecular function: DNA-binding transcription factor activity, RNA polymerase II-specific; RNA polymerase II cis-regulatory region sequence-specific DNA binding. Bases 256 to 1287 code for a protein of 343 amino acids. The transcript is spliced from 3 exons. NCBI's taxonomy places the organism in Eukaryota, Metazoa, Arthropoda, Insecta, Coleoptera, Cerambycidae.
AGCAACACGCUUUCGAGCAAAAUAAAACAAAACUUCGAGCUCGAUGUACGCGACCCGUUUCGUGUAUACCGCGAUUUAGACGUAGCACGUCUCUCCCAACCCCGACCAGUGUUUGUUUGGAAGAGGUGCGGCGGAUGGUUACUCGUUGCAUGCCAGUGAAAUGUGUCCGUGACUUGUCUUGGAUCGUUGUUGUGCUUGGAUAUUCUGGAUCGCUUAUUCUUCCCUUGGAUUAGUCGCCGGAGCGGGUGGUGCGACAUGAACGAACUGCCGGAGGCUCUGAAUUUUGCCGGGAGGUCCGGACUGCACCCCGCGCACAUCUUGUCGCCAGAUUUGUUAUCGACCGACCUGAACAAAGUGAAAUCUGAGCCAGAUGUGGGAUCUUACUCUUUGCCGUCCUUAUCAUCAACCCUGUCGAUGCAUAGCCAUGCCAUAUCGCCAGUGUCGAGCUUCAACGCCAUCUCCGGAGGCAUAGCCAGCGCCCUCUCGGGGGCGGGCAACAGCAACACCUCCCACACCUCCGUGGAGUCGACGGACGAACCCGUCCGCGCUGCCAGCACCAAGUCCAGCCACUCGCCCCAGCCCCAGCCCUCGUCGUCCACGGCCUCCUCGACCACCAACAGCAGUCCCCCCAGCAGCCAGAGCAAGCCGCCCUACUCGUACGUGGCGCUCAUCGCCAUGGCCAUACAGUCCUCGCACCUCAAGAGGGCCACCCUCUCGGAGAUCUAUCAGUACAUCACCUCCAAAUUCCCCUACUUCGAACGCAACAAGAAGGGCUGGCAGAACUCCAUCCGGCACAACCUCAGCCUCAACGAGUGCUUCGUGAAGGUGCCGCGGGAGGGCGGCGGCGAACGCAAGGGCAACUACUGGACACUGGACCCCCAGUACGAGGACAUGUUCGAGAACGGCAACUACAGAAGGAGGCGGCGGAUGAAGCGGCCUUACCGUUCGGCGCAGCCUUAUCCCAAGGCCUUCUUCGGAGAUGCGCUGGGUCAGCACGGACUCCCCUUGGCGCGGAAUAUCUUCACCCCGCCAGCCUACCCGCCCCCGUACUCGCGCUACGAGACCGCUUGGCUGGGGCAGUCGCAACUGGCCGCUUCCUAUUCGAGCUGCAACUCGGGGGCCUACGCUCAGCAGGGUUACCCGUCGCCCACGGCUUUCAGCCCUUGUGGGGUUAGACAGGAAGCCGCCGCUAGGUACCCCCCUUAUUGGCCCCCCGACAGCGAGUACUCGCCCGGAGGACCGCACAACUCGCCCCCGGCAGCCGACCAGCUGCUGCUGCAAUGGUGACUGCCGUGAGGAAGGGGGAAGGGGUCUCUUCCUCCAAGUGCUUCGUGUGAGCGGCAGCCAUCUUCAGCGCGUCAGGUGCGGUGCCUGCGUGCUACGCCACUGUAACAUAUUUUAUAUAAUACACUUGUGAUUCACUCACCGACUAGCUCUGCUCUAGAUGGUUGCGACAAACAUGCCUAAGAUGAUAAUUCAUGUGUAUUGUUCCCAAAAACACCCCGAUAUCUUGGGUUCCAAAAAUGGCUCCAUCUGUCGUGCUAACUCCCAACUGUGCCAUUCAAAUGGCUACAUUAGGAAGCGAC